AUGGCUGCGGUUCAGUCAAAUGUAAAUAUGGAAGAUCACAGUGAAGUUAAGGUUGGCAAUGGUGCACUCUUUGUUGGAGUUUAUGAUGGCUACAAAGGGCAUGUUCAGGAGAAUGAUAACAAUAUGUCUCUAGACAUUCCUAGGAAAGUUGUUUCUGAAAUUGAGACAGGGUUUAUUGAGUUUGCCCGAAGACAUUACGUGCAACUUGGUCAACCAAAGAUUGGUAUAGUUAGUUCAGGUUGUCUGAUUUGUAUCAUAGAGAGAAGGACAUUAUAUCUCGCCAACGUUGGAGACUCGCGCGCUAUACUUGGUUCUAAGAUGGGUAUUGGUCCAUUUAAAAGACUGUGUGUUAAGCAAAUGGCUAGAGAUCACAGUUGUAAUAAUCAGAAUAUUCGAGAUGAACUCGCUGUAUUGCAUGAUGAUAAUUGGAUUUGCAACUAUAAUGACGGAGCAUGGCGUGUUAGGAACACAAGCAGCGAGGUGUCUUUGGUGUCUGGCACAUGA
Molecule: messenger RNA, 504 nt
Organism: Medicago truncatula (barrel medic)
Lineage: Eukaryota; Viridiplantae; Streptophyta; Magnoliopsida; Fabales; Fabaceae
Product: probable protein phosphatase 2C 43
Exons: 3
Coding region: 1-504 (167 amino acids)
Biological process (GO): protein dephosphorylation
Molecular function (GO): protein serine/threonine phosphatase activity
Source: RefSeq, a predicted model, not a curated record